CUGUUUAAAUCCCAAAGGCAUUCUGCGUACACUUAGUACUUAAGUGCAGAACCCCAGGGAAAUAUCAGACAGCGGUGAGGGUGGAUUUGUAAUUUAGAUUACUUGCGAAAGUAUAUUCCAACGACAGGAAAGAACAACACUGACGCACACAAACAUCAGUUCAAGCACAGGACUACCGCCUUGACGGGUACAGAACAACGCCAACGGACAAGUAAGGAGGAACAACACAGGAGCAGUCCCUGCUCAAAACUAAAGAAAAACUCCAAAGAGAAGGUCCGGGCAGACAGAGGGACAAUGUCCAUAAUCUGUGCAAAUGGAGACCAGGCCAAACAUGGUCAGAUGGGAUCAGGAAGAAGUGGAGGUGUCUCUUUUGGUCAGCAUCAGUAUACGGCAGAAGAAUACCAAGCAGUCCAAAACGCAUUACGGCAAAAGCUGGGUCCUGAGUACAUUAGCAGCAGGCAAGCUGGUGGAGGACAGAAGGUUUGCUACAUAGAAGGGCACAGGGUAAUCAGUUUGGCAAAUGAAAUGUUUGGUUACAAUGGCUGGUCCCAUUCAAUAACACAGCAGAAUGUGGAUUUUGUGGACCUGAGUAACGGAAAGUUCUAUGUUGGUGUAUGUGCAUUUGUCAAAGUUCAACUAAAGGAUGGCUCAUUUCAUGAGGAUGUUGGCUAUGGUGUCAGCGAGGGGCUGAAGUCUAAGGCUUUGUCCCUGGAGAAGGCACGUAAAGAGGCCGUCACUGAUGGAUUAAAGAGAUCACUCAAAUGCUUUGGAAACGCACUAGGCAAUUGCAUCUUGGAUAAAGAUUAUUUGCGUGCUGUAAACAAGCUUCCCAAACUGGUACAGCCAGAGUUGGAUGGUGCUCAGACAAAACGUCAGGACUUUGAUGCCACAUUGGAGAAGGCAAGAUAUAGCAGUUUUCUAAGAAAGAAAAAUACAGCAGACAUUCCACAAAUGGAACUACCUAUGCAGCAACUUCCUUCAAUCAGCGAUACUUCUCCGUCAAAGCAUCACCAGGAUGAAGCAUCUAUGAAGAGUCUCGAACAUAACCAGUCUAGUACAGGGUCUAAUUCAGUGGCUUCAGGUUCUUCUGUUCUCCCAGAUAUGGAUGCCACUUACCAACGCAAACUAAGGCAAAAGCAACUGCAGCAGCAAUUUCGUGAGCGGAUGGAGCGAAAGCAUCAAGGACAAGAAUCAAAUGGCACACCAAAUGCUGGCCAAGCAGGAAACCCGUGUGGUCUGAGAGUUCCUCCCAUAAGCCACAGUACUCCAGCAACCACUUCCUCUGUAGCAGCCCCUGAGGAGGAGUUUCUUGCAGAUGACCCUGAACUCUGGGAUAUCCCCUUAGAUGCUGGGUACACAGACAAUUUUUCUAAUGGCAACAACCAGACUGCUUCUGUUAACCCUUCUGACCCAGUCACUCCAGUAGGACAGCAUCAGAUGAUGACACGGAGCAAAACUCCACAGAGAACAAACAAUUUAAGGCAACCAGUCCGACCUAUUUCAUGGAAUCAGACGCAUGGGAAUCCAGCUGCACCUCCAAGACCAGAUAGGAGCCCAUAUCGGCAAAAUCAGAGCCUUUUCAUGAAGAAGAGGAAGUUGGAAUCGUCAUAAUUGCCACCGGUUUCCUGGAAUACAGUUUCUCUGCUACACUGAACUCAACUAAAGUUAACGUCUGCCCCUAACCAUCUGAAUUUCACUACAAUAUUAGUCAGAAACAUGAUCUGUUUGUGCUUUUAAUUUGAAGGGCCAGUAUAAUGAUACAAUGACACGCGCAAACCGCCUUUUAAUUUUUAAAUGAAAAGAGAAUUUGAAUUCUUUUAUGUGUGUGCAAAGCAGAAUUGUGGGUUCUUAAUUUGAUCACAUUGACUAAUCUGCACAAAGAUUUUUUUUUUAUUUUUUUUUAAUUACACAUUUUUCUACUACUAACAAUAACUUUGGUUACUGUGGAAAGCCAUGUUUAUCAAAUACAACCUAAGCUCCUACAAUAUCUAUGGCUUUAAGAAGUGUGGUGUUAAGUUGGAUGCACCCAUUGCUUGGCACCAUAACUGUCUUAUAGAAGAUUUCCUAUCCAACAAUAGUAUCCUAUCCAGUCAUUGAGUGUCAUUCCAACAUUGUUCAAUCUAGUUAUUUAAGUUGAGAUAAACUAGAAAGGCAUUAAAAUAAAUUGCUGUAUAGAGUUGGGCCAGUGCACGCUUACCCUAAGAGAGGAGUUGUGUUUUAAAACAUAAUUUUCACUGUUAUCCUAUAUAUGCUCUGGCCAGUUGCACUCACGUUUAUUUUCUGAGUUCAGUGUCCCUUAAAUUGUAUAUAAUUUCUAUUACAAUCUCUGCACAAUUUAGGGCUAGAUUUAUUAAAGCUGAGGCGUACAUGGUCGCGUAUACGCGCCCCUGUACGCCUCAGCUCGCCUGUGGCGGGGCGAAAUUACCCGCAGGUAUUCGCCAUUGCACACGAGCGCAAUUUUGCGCUCACAUGCAAUCCCGUCCCCUGCUCGCGCACAGCCAAUAAAGCGCGGGCAGGAGCUGUCAAUCUCCUCGGUCUGACUAGACCGAGGAGAUUGAAUUUCGCCACCUUAGAGGUGGCGAAGAGGUUAGGGAAGCGGCAGUCUGGAGACCGCUGCUUGAUAAAUUACGGCGAGCAAGUUCUUGUGAGAACUUGCAGCCGUAGGGCUUUAAUAAAUCUAGCCCUUAGAGUGAGUAUGAAAUCCUAAUGUUUACAUCCCUCAAGAACUGAAUCUGAACUCCCUUGUUCCAGAGUGAGGCCUAAGCUUCAUGUCCGCAUUGGCUGCAUUAUUUCAUCUUAUAUCACCUAACAAGAAACAAACUUCAAAAGUAUUUUACACAACAUUUUGCUGUCAGAGCAACAGUCUUCCAUAAAUAGUUAUUAAUAAUGUAUUAAUGCAUUUGCUACGAUAUUUUUUUAGCCUUGAAAAAAAGGAGAAUGUUAAAUCAUCACAAAAGAAAACCUAUUGGUGUUAAUCAUUCAACUGUAAUUUAAGACCAGCCGGUGUAAACUUAAAUAUUUUAAUUUAUCAUGUUGUAUAGUAUUGUGUUCUUUUUGUUUUUCUUUUAAUCUAUAUAUAUAUAUAUAUAGUCUGUUCUUAAAGCCGCUUGUUUUAGUAUGAAAUAAAAUAUUUGUAAAUUGGUUAAA
Molecule: messenger RNA, 3147 nt
Organism: Bombina bombina (fire-bellied toad)
Lineage: Eukaryota; Metazoa; Chordata; Amphibia; Anura; Bombinatoridae
Gene: RAD52
Product: RAD52 homolog, DNA repair protein
Exons: 12
Coding region: 295-1611 (438 amino acids)
Biological process (GO): double-strand break repair via single-strand annealing; DNA recombinase assembly; double-strand break repair via homologous recombination
Cellular component (GO): nucleus
Source: RefSeq, a predicted model, not a curated record